Microthlaspi erraticum is the source of this 318-nucleotide messenger RNA. NCBI's taxonomy places the organism in Eukaryota, Viridiplantae, Streptophyta, Magnoliopsida, Brassicales, Brassicaceae. The record is from the annotation of a GenBank genome assembly.
AUGACUUGUAUACUGAGCUGCUCUCAUGGCGUCGUGAUCGCGACCGCUAUGGUUUUCUCAAGCACUGCUCUGUUUCUCGCGGUUUCCCGCCAAUUCUCUGGAAAUCAGACAUCAGAGAUCGAUGAUCAACAAAUCCUCCGUUCAUGUCUUUCUUCAGAGGAAAAGAAGAAACAAAGGAAGAAGAAGAAGGUGAAAUUCGCCGAGAAUGUGAAGGAGCCGAAAGGGAACGGUGAAAAGUAUCGUAAGAGGGAACAUUGGACGAAAUUCAUCUCUCUCUAUUUUGUAGCAAUGAAGGAGCGAGAUAUGGGGCAAAAAUGA